Messenger RNA from Erythranthe guttata (spotted monkey flower), 800 nucleotides. NCBI's taxonomy places the organism in Eukaryota, Viridiplantae, Streptophyta, Magnoliopsida, Lamiales, Phrymaceae. The record is from RefSeq and is a predicted model, not a curated record.
ACACAAUUAAUAAAAAAAAAAAAAAAACCACCACCACCAUGGACCCCGAACCACCAUCACUUCCACCACCUCCACGGACACGUACUUUCUCCACCAUGAUAGCCAAUCCUCCAACCACCACCACCACCACCACCGCCAUAAUGGCUCACGAACAACCACCACCACGGCAUCCACGUACCUUCUGGAGUACUCAUCCGGUGCACAAAAGCAUAGCAAGUGCGGCCAACCUAGCAAACCUACUACCCACAGGCACAGUACUCGCCUUUCGAACACUAACCCCAUCAUUUUCCAACAAUGGAAUUUGCCAAAUAUCGAACAAAUACAUGACAUCAUCCCUCGUCGCCUUCUGCUCGAUCAUAUGCUUCCUCUCUUCGUUCACCGAUAGCUUUACGACAGACGACGCUGAUGGUAAUAAGAUCAUGUACUACGGCAUCGCCACGUUCAAGGGUUUCUACAUUUUCAAUCAGGACAAUACUACGAGAGACGACAAAACGAUGGUGGAUCAGUUGGAAGAAGAAGAAGAGAAAAAAGCUAAUAGAGAAGAUUUAUCGAGGUUUCGGAUAAGUAUGAUCGACUUUGUACACGCGUUUGUUUCUUUGUUUGUGUUCUUGGUGUUUGCAUUAUGCGACCGUGAUGUACAAAACUGUUUCUUUCCUUUUGGAGGAGUGAAUUUGGAUGAGCUUGUCAUGAAUUUGCCAUUGGCAGCUGGCAUUUUCUCCAGCUUCCUUUUCAUCAUCUUCCCCACUACUCGUCGUGGGAUCGGAAUUGCAGACAUGCCACCUGCACCCAAGUUCAAAUGA